GGUGAAACACUUCAAAAAACCGUUCAGUGAUCGUCCGGUGACUUUCGCUGUCGUUUCUGUCCGAUCUAAUCCUUAUUUCCUAGCUUUCAAAAUUCCAAAUUUGUUGUACAUUUCGGAAAGAUGUCUAGGCCGAUGUGCGACUGCAACAAAAAGGAAGCCCGUGUCCAUGUGAUCUACGUGGGUGGGGCAAUUGGAAUGCUGCGCGACGAUAACGGGGAGCUGGCUAGCGAACCCAAUGUGCUCGCAACUCGCUUCCAAGAGUGUCCCAGCUGCCACGACAAGGAGUACAAAGUGGAUAGCGAGGAGCCUUUUCUAGUGCUUCCCGCGGUGAAGGAUGCGCCAUUUCGCGUACUCUACAACCUGAAGGAGUUCUCUCCACUGAUAGACUCCAGCUGCAUGGGGAUAGCCGAGUGGAAGAUGAUUGUCAAGGAAGUAGGCAAAACCUACAAGGACUUUGAUGGAUUCGUGAUACUACAAGGCACCGAUACCCUGGCUUAUACUGCCUCGGCCCUGGCUUUCAUGCUGGAGGGCUUAAACAAACCCGUCUUGGUCACAGGGGCUCAGAUCCCCAUAUUCGAGGCGCGCUCUGAUGGCCGGGAUAACUUCCUAAAUGCCUUGUUGGUGGCUGGCAACUACAACAUUCCCGAGGUUCUAGUCUUCUUUGGCGGCAAGAUACUCCGCGGAUGUCGUUCCACAAAGAUUAACGCAGAGUCCUUUCACGCCCUGGACUCGCCCAAUUUUCCACCGCUUGGUCGGACGGGUUUCAAAAUCGAGAUCAACAGCAGGCAGAUUUUCCGGCCGUGCAGCGUCAACAAGUUUACGGUGCAUUGCGAACUGGAGAAGAACGUCGGCCUGCUGCGAAUAUACCCGGGCAUAAGUGUGGAUGUGAUGAAGGCCUUUCUCAGCGAACCCAUGAAGGGCGUGGUGCUGCAGACCUUCGGUGCAGGCAACUUUCCGAUACACCAAGAGGAGCUACUGGACCAACUGAGAGAGGCGGUCCUCCGAGGCGUGCUUGUCGUUUAUAUAUCGCAGUGUUCCACGGGCAUGGUGGCGUACAAUAACGAGACGGGCAAGGUGUUCCAGGAGGUGGGCAUAAUACCCGGCUAUGACAUGACCGAGGAGGCCGCCUUUACCAAGCUGGCCUAUGUGCUGUCCAAGCCCGAGUGGGAUCUGCCCAACAAGAAGAAGGUGAUGCUACUGAGCCUGCGCGGUGAGGUGACCACCAACAAGGUGGCCAAGAUCAAUGACAUCGACCUAAUAGAGGGCGUGGCCCGAACGCUGCACAUGGCCUCGGGUACGGAGCAGAAGCAGAUGUGCUCCACCUUCUAUCCCGCCCUGGUGGCCGCCGCCGUCUGCGCGGGUGAUGUGAACAAGCUGGGCGACCUGAAGCAGUACGGAGCUGAUCUGUGCGACACCAACUGCGACGGGCGCAGUGCCCUGCAUCUGGCCUGCUUCCUGGGCAAGCUCAACUGCGUGUGCUAUCUGAUCUCGGCUGGUUGCCCGGUCAAUGUGCACGAUCGCUUUAAUCGGACGCCACUACAUGAGGCCAUCGACACGGACAACCAUAAGAUAAUCCAAACCCUGCUCCAGCAUGAUGCCAAGUUAAACGAUCAGCCGCUGGUACAGGCGGAGAUGCUGCGUGCCCUCACGGAGCGCGGCAAGGUUGCGCGCUUAGAGUCCUUCCGGUUGGCGGGGGCUGAUCUGACGCUGGCGGAUCGGACGGGACGCACGGCCCUGCACUAUGCCUGCCAGUUGGGCAACCAUGAGGUGGUGGAGUACCUGAUGCCACACUACCAGAAUCCAUACGUCAAGGAUGAGAUGGGCAUGACGCCUUUGGACUAUGCCAAGGCGGCCAAUCAUGAGCAUAUCGUGACCCUGAUGCGCUAUAUGGAGAAGGAGAAGGCUGGUAACGACCCUUGCGUCUGUCAAUUGUAGAAAAUAAUCCGGAUUAUCCCAAUAAAAAUAGUAUCUUUCUUUCAAAUUUCAAA
Drosophila kikkawai is the source of this 1988-nucleotide messenger RNA. RefSeq names its product L-asparaginase. NCBI's taxonomy places the organism in Eukaryota, Metazoa, Arthropoda, Insecta, Diptera, Drosophilidae. Gene Ontology annotation, molecular function: asparaginase activity; protein binding. The record is from RefSeq and is a predicted model, not a curated record.